This is a messenger RNA of Plasmodium gonderi, 2241 nucleotides long. RefSeq lists its product as hypothetical. The transcript has a single exon. Lineage: Eukaryota; Apicomplexa; Aconoidasida; Haemosporida; Plasmodiidae. The record is from RefSeq and is a predicted model, not a curated record. Bases 1 to 2241 code for a protein of 746 amino acids.
AUGAAUAUUGAAGAGUGUGUUCAACACUUAAAAGAGCGUUUCGAUCACCUAGAUUUAAAAGAGAUUGAAGAAAAAACAAAGCUGUAUUUAAUAAACAAGAAUCAAGCAUGUUCCUUACAGGAAGAAAAUUUACAAAUAAACGAAAAAACGUUAAAGGAAUUAAUUCAUAUUUUAUCAAAAGAGUUGGAGAGAAAAAAAAAAGAUCAUUUAAAAUCUCUUUCAGAAAAUAUGCCCAAGAAAAAUAUUUCAUAUAACUAUGAAAAAGAUGAAAAGCAGAAGCAUCAUUCUUUUAGAGAAGAUGUAAAAAGUUUAAAUGAACCUGUAGAAGUGAAAAAAAAUAGCUCUACAAAUUUAACAAAUGAUCGAUCGCAUAGCAGUAACGCAUCACAAACAAAAAUUCAGAAAUGCAAUAAAAUUGAACCCACUUUGAAGGAAGAAACUUUUGCAAAUGAUCCCACCCCUUCGAAUAUAUCCUCCAACAUAAAAAUUCUUGAUUCUGAUGAAAAAGAUAGCAGUAGCAAAUUUCACCAAUCAGGAGAAAGUUUUGAUCAAAGUUACAAUGAGCUUCCAUGCAAGGCAGAUGAAAAAAAGGAGAAUAAAAAAUCCUUGAGAACUAAUAUGAAUACUCGAAAAAUGGGAUCAAAAUGUGGUUCAGAUGUUAAUGUUGUACGGGUUAAAAAACAAACACACAAUCGAGAACAGCGAAGGGGAGCUAGUAUGGUGGAAAAUGAUAAGGCAAACGAGGUCGUAAAAAAUGAACCAGGUGUGGUGGAAAAUGGUGAGACAGUCGAAGCUGGAAAUAAUGAAACAAGCAAAAUUAGAAAUAAUGAAACAAGCAAAAUUAGAAAUAAUGAAACAAGCGAAAUUAGAAAUAAUGAAACAAACAAAGUGUCAAAUAAUAAGGCAAAUGAUAUCCCAAAUAAUAAGGCAGAGACCAUCCCAAAUAAUAAGGCAAAUGAUAUCCCAAAUAAUAAGGCAGAGGAUAUCCCAAAUAAUAAGGCAAAUGAUAUCCCAAAUAGUAAACCGCACGAAAUCCAAAAUGAUAAGCCAAAGGAGAUGGACAAGAGAGAAGACAUCUCAGCCAAAGAAACGAAUAAAAGGGAAUGCACUGAAAUGUACGUAGAGGAAAAGAAAGAAGGCGUAAUAGAAAUGGACUUAGGUGUACUCAUAGGAGCAGGAAAUAACUCAACUGAAAAAGCAAAUGCGACUGAGAAGCAGACAUCAACAAUGUUUGAAGUACUCUUUCGAAAAUCACUACUAGAAAACGAUAAUAUAAAGAGAAACAUUUCAUCUAAGAACUUUUACAUAAUAGGAGAGGAUAUGUUAGUCAAUAUUACAAUUAUACUGGAUAGAAUUAUAUCUGAACUAAUAAAUCAUUAUAGGAAUAAACAAUUUGAUGCAACUGAUCAAGAAGAACAUUUUGAAAAUUUUUUUAAAGUAUUGUACAAGUUGUUAAGUAAUAUAAGUUAUAAUUCAAAAGAAGAAAAAUAUAAAAUUAUAAAAUUUAGUAAUCAUCAAAUAAAAACAUCUUUCUCAACAAAUUAUGAAAUUUUUAAUUUAAUAAAAUUGUUGUUUGAGAUACUAAAUUUUAACACAAGCUAUUGUGAUAGCAAGGUUAUUAUGGAAUAUGAAGGCACAAAUUCAAUUCCUAAUGAAAUAAUUGAAAAUAUGGUGUGGAAAUUUGAAAAUAUAUUUAGUGACAAAGAAUCUAUACUGUUUGAAUUCGUUCUGUCAUGUGUAAAUAUAAUUAUGAAUAUGACAAAUAAAAAAGUUCCGCGAAUUCGAAUGAGCAAUGAAAAAAUGGUAUCAUCUGAUUAUAAAACAGAACAACAAACAAUACCAGAAAAUGAAAUUUCGAAAAAAUAUUUUGAAGAUCCCAAAAAAUGUCUAGAAAAACUAUCAAAUAAUAUUUCCCCCAUCAACAAUAAAAUUCUCGUUAUCCAUGAAAAAAAUAAACAAGAGAAACAAGCUUUAAGUGAUAUUCGAAAAUUACAUAAUGAGAAAUAUGCUGUUCACAAAAAUUAUGCAAACGGUAAUCUUCAGAGUGAAAAACUUCCCAACUCUACCUCCAAUCGUAAAAAUAAUGCAUAUGGAAAGUCAUACGAUUUAAGUGCAAAAAACAAAGGCCAUUCCACCGGUAGCCCUUUUGCUAAUGACAAUGAAUUAGGCGAAAAAAAUAGUCUAAAAAAGGGGACCAAAAGGAUAAAGCAUUUUUUUAAAAAUUUAUUUAAAAAAGGGUAA